CACUCGCAGCAGGCUGCUGGAAGUGCGUAUGAGAUGAAUGGCUCCUCAGAGAGAAGCGGGGCUUUGUCUGUGAGAAAAGUGACAGCCCGAAACAGUUUUUCCGUGAAUGUUCUCGGCUCUGUGAUCGAUUUAUCCGUUUCAUUUUUGCCGGAAGGACCUCUAACGAGCGCGAGGUUCGGGCAGAAGUUUUCUCGGAGAUGUGGACUUUAAGAAGGACUUCAUGAGGGGAGUCUUAUGGAGCUGCACCGUGGAUCUGAGGUGGGAAACACGGCAGGGAAACUUUGUCCUCCGCGCACGGACACGGCGGCGGUUUGGUGAAACGCGGAUUUUGCGCAGCCAGAUUCAAGAUGCGGUGGAGCUCGUGCGGUUCUGACCGCGGGGGGGACCCGGGAAGACGUCACAAGUCCAGUAAGGUCCGUUUACUGGUCAUCCUGGCUCUGGUCCUGCCGUCCUGCCUCUCCUGUCCGGACAAGUGCUUGUGCUCCUCACAGACUGUGAAAUGCCAAAACCAGGACUUGGACUCGAUUCCACAUUCCAUACCGGCCAAUACCAGAUUCCUGUUCAUCACUGGAAACAACGUUUCCCAAGUCAGUGAGGCCUCUUUCCCAGUCCGCCUGGACCUCCUAACAGAACUUUAUCUCAGUGGGAAUCGGAUGGAGCGUGUGGAUGCGAAGGCUUUUAAAAACUUGCCAAACCUCACCCGGCUGGACCUGAGCAACAACAGGUUCCAGACUUUUAGCGGGGCAGCGUUCCCUGAUGGCGGCAGGCUGCAGGUCCUGAACCUCAGCGCGUCUCUGAACAAUCGUAACUUCACAGACGAGCUGCUUUCUGUCCUCAGCGGUGCUAAUCUCUCCCCGCUCAGAAGUUUGGAUUUGUCCAACAACGAUGUGGUGAGUCUGCCAGACGGCAUCUUCACCGGCUUGACCAACUUGGCCCACCUCAACCUGCGGAACAGCUCCCUCCUCGCCUUCCAGAACCAGACCCUGCCCUCGCUGCAGGACCUGGACCUGAGGGACAACAGCCUGAAGGAUCUUCCCACGGCCACGCUGGCAGAGUUCAGCCUCGUACCUGGCCUCCGCGUCCAGCUGGCGGGGAACCCCUGGCGCUGCACCUGCUUCAUCGAGGACCUCCUGGCGUGGCUGAAAAACUCCACCCAGGUGUCGGACGUACGGGAGCUGACCUGCAUGGACCCGGAGCUCCUGAGAGGCCGACCCCUCCUGCAGGUGGAGCUGUCCCAGCUGAAGUGUCUGGAUGACAUGGACGCCGUGCUGGAGACGUCUUACGUAUUCCUGGGACUGGUGCUGGCCCUGAUCGGCGUCAUCUUCCUGCUGGUGCUCUACCUGAACAGGAAAGGCAUCAAGAGGUGGAUGUACAACAUCCGGGACGCUUGUAGGGACCACAUGGAGGGGUAUCAGUACCGGUACGAGAUCAACUCUGACCCACGGUUGGCCAACCUGAGCAUCAACUCUGACGUGUGAGGGGAACACGAGGCUCCGUCUUUAGAUAUCUAAGGACUUCUGCUCUUAAGAUUUGCAUGAACGUCUUCCCAUUUCCCUGCCACCCCUUUAAUCAAAUGUUGCAUCUCUCAAGACUUCUUCGGCUCCUUUUCACCACUUCCCUCGGCCGCAUGUCCCGCACAAAUACCAGGCAGCCAACUGUUUGCAUGGGCAACGAAUGACG
Messenger RNA from Nematolebias whitei (Rio pearlfish), 1680 nucleotides. It is a transcript of the gene tpbg, whose product is annotated as trophoblast glycoprotein b. The coding region runs from base 348 to 1478 and encodes 376 amino acids. Gene Ontology annotation, biological process: negative regulation of canonical Wnt signaling pathway. Gene Ontology annotation, cellular component: plasma membrane. The transcript has a single exon. The record is from RefSeq and is a predicted model, not a curated record. Lineage: Eukaryota; Metazoa; Chordata; Actinopteri; Cyprinodontiformes; Rivulidae. Gene Ontology annotation, molecular function: protein binding.